Rotaria sordida is the source of this 792-nucleotide messenger RNA. The record is from the annotation of a GenBank genome assembly. Lineage: Eukaryota; Metazoa; Rotifera; Eurotatoria; Philodinida; Philodinidae.
AUGUUUCGCAAUGGCCUUCUGACUAGUAUGUUGUGUCUCGUCGUCUUUCACGCACGAGCCACCAGUGCAAAAUGCUGGUCCGACAAUGCUUGUAUCGAUGCUACCACGUGUGCUGUCAGAGGUGGAUCAUCUCAAGCGGGUCUCUGCUCUGGUGCCAGCCACAUCCGGUGUUGCACUUGUAAUAACUGCAUGGAUGUUGCGGCUUGUGAAGCAAGUGGUGGAACCUCGCACUCAGGUAUUUGUCCUGGCUCUGCCAAUAUGCGAUGUUGCGUGAAAGGUUCCAAUCCAUCUGGUAUCGGCUCCAGUAAACCAGUGAACAGAAUGCUUACGGACUUGGCUGACAUUCUUCGCAAAGCUGGUCUCAAUGUGGUCGAAGAACCCGGCUGGAAGACUCGUGGUCAUGGUGUGAUGGCCUCGGUAAAAGUGCGAGACGGUCGUCCUGAUCUCUCUGGUCCUCUUUCACAACUCGGCUUGGGUCGUUCAGGAACUUGGUACGUCAUCGCAGCUGGUCGUUCUUAUCACGCUGGCGCUACGAUCGAUGACUCAAUUUUCGGAAAUUCAAACUCCAUUGGUAUCGAAGCUGAGGCCACUGGCACUCCAGCCGAUAAUGUAGGACAUAAGCACUGGCCCGAAGUGCAAUGGGAGAGCUAUGUACGUGGUGUGAAAGCUCUUCAAGCAGCUUACGGUGUACUUACUUCACGAGUGUUGGGACACAAGGAAGCAGCAGUACCUGCAGGUCGCAAGCCUGAUCCGAACUUCUCUAUGAACGAGUUUCGAGCUGCACUCGGCUAA